AUGGAGAUUGUGGACGAGUUUUGCGAUUUGUUGCAGUCACAUGCUAAUCGAGAUAAGGUGGUAGCUCUUACAAGCUACAUCCUAAAGCUAUGGGGCUCCACGUCGAAUCGUCAAGAAUUAUUGACUGCAAGCACUCGCCUUGCUGCUACCAGAGCUACGCUGCGGCUUUUUGACGAUGCAGCCGCUCUGAAAGUUCUUUACACAUAUGGACUUGGGAAACACGAGGGUCCAUGGUGGGGUGCUUUAGGUGUCACGAACAGCGUGUUCACACUCACCUUCCUCCAGGCUGAGAAACUUCAAUGGCUCUUGGACACGGGUGUACUGAAAGUCAAUGACGAAAUUGCCUACAAGAUACGGACAGCGCACAAGUUGUUCUGGUCUUUGAGCGCGUUCUUAGGUUUUAUAAGAUCAAUUCGCACUGUUCAUCUCUCAGCGCAACAAUUAAAGGAAAAAACCACUAAAUGCGCACCAGCUCGCUUCACACAAGCAACCCUUACCAGCACAAAGUAUUUCCUGGACAUCAUACACCUGGUCAACUGGCUCCCCAAGGGCUGGCUCUGGGGCAGCUCUAUAAAGACCACGCAUGCUGCAGCCAUAGCUACUACAUCGGGGAUUCUUGGUCUGGUUAUGCAUUAUCAUGGGAAACGGUUACUUUCACAGAAAUCUUAA
Molecule: messenger RNA, 669 nt
Organism: Pieris macdunnoughi
Lineage: Eukaryota; Metazoa; Arthropoda; Insecta; Lepidoptera; Pieridae
Source: the annotation of a GenBank genome assembly